AUGUCGCGUGAAAGUACCGCGGAGCAGCAUGGCAUACCAGACGAAGGAGAGGAAGAGUUCGAGCUAAUCAGGAACUACGAGGACUUCACGACUAUUGAUUGGAUACAGGACUCCAUUAUCGAGCGCAAUAGACGGCUCAGGAAUGCCCAAAAGGUCCACGCUGCGCGCCGCGGUCCCCGGGGCGAGCUUACCGUCGCCUGGGUAUGGUCUCAUCUGUGGAAGAUCCUGAACAGCGCGCAGAGCUGGAUCGUCGUCAGUCUAGUAGGUAUGUGCAUUGGAGUGAACGCCGCCAUCAUCUCCAUCAUCACUGCUUGGCUGUCCGACCUUAAGUUGGGCUACUGCUCGGACGGGUGGUGGCUGAACCGGCAGUUCUGCUGCUGGGAGAUCGAGGGCGGCGACGACGCGUGCGACUCGUGGCAUGCUUGGAGCACCGCUGCGCCAGGGAGAUGGGCUAUAUACGUGCUCUUUGCUGCUUCAUUCUCCUUCGUAGCCGCCCAUCUCGUCCGUUCUUUGGCGAAGUAUGCUGCAGGCUCAGGUAUAUCAGAGAUCAAGUGCAUCCUUGCCGGGUUUAUCAUGAAGGGAUAUCUCGGUUUCUGGACAUUUGUGCUCAAGAGUAUGACUCUGCCCCUAGUAAUUGCCUCUGGCCUGUCGGUCGGGAAAGAAGGCCCCUCGGUGCAUGUAGCUUGCUGCAUCGGAAAUCUCGUCGCGAGUUUAUUCAAGAGGUAUUCGCGUAGUCAGGGCAAGAUGAGAGAAAUCUUAACUGCCUCAAGUGCAGCUGGCGUUGCGGUCGCGUUCGGUUCACCGAUAGGAGGUGUGCUUUUCUCCAUAGAGGAAAUGAGCAAUACUUUCAGCAUCAAGACCAUGUGGAGAAGCUUCUUCUGUGCGCUGAUGGCUACAGUCACACUUUCGGCAAUGAAUCCAUUCCGAAGCGGUAAAUUGGUGCUGUUCCAAGUCACCUAUGACAGAGACUGGCAUUUCUUUGAGAUCAUAUUCUUCAUCAUCCUGGGCAUAUUCGGGGGUUUAUAUGGCGCUUUCGUGGUAAAGUUCAACUUGCAAUUCGCUGCCUUCCGCCGCAAACAUCUCGCAAACUAUCCUGUCGCGGAAGCGGUCACGCUAGCCACCAUCACUGCGAUGGUAGGGUGGGUGAACCGGUUCACUCGCAUCGACAUGACGGAGAGCAUGUCGAUUCUGUUCCGCGAAUGUCAGGGCCAUGGAGACUACGACAAUAUUUGCCAGACCUCUGUGCAAUGGCCGAUGGUCAAUUCCCUAUUCCUUGCCACGAUCCUACGCAUAGGGCUCGUUGUCGUGUCAUACGGCUGCAAGGUGCCCGCAGGCAUCUUCGUGCCUUCGAUGGCCAUCGGCGCGACGUUCGGGCGGAUGGUGGGCAUCAUAGUCAAGGCGAUGUACCGUGCGUAUCCUGAGUCGAGCAUGUUUGCGGUGUGUCAGCUGGAUACACAAUGCAUCACUCCUGGGACGUACGCGUUCCUCGGGGCCGCUGCAGCGCUGAGUGGGAUUAUGAGACUCACAGUGACCGUCGUUGUCAUCAUGUUCGAGCUGACCGGGGCCCUGACCUACAUUUUGCCUACUAUGAUUGUGCUUCUCGUCACGAAAGCCGUCGGAGACUUCCUCGGUACGAACGGCAUUGCGGACGAGAUGAUCCGAUUCAAUGGAUUUCCAUUUCUCGAGAAAGACGAUCAAGCUUACAAUGUACCCGUUUCAAGAGUAAUGCGUAGAGAGCUACAUACCUUGCCCGCAUCAGGUAUCUGUGUGCGUGACAUCGAGGAACGCCUGGCUAGCACUAACGUGAAAGGCUUUCCAAUUACUUCUCCCGAUGCACGCCAUUCUCUCGUGGGAUACAUCGAGCGUUCAGAACUACUGUAUGUGCUAGACAAGGCACGCAAAGUGCGAAAUAUCUCCCCUGAGACCCCUUGUUCUUUCGCGUCAAAUGAAGAGGACCAGCGUCGAGUUGAAUACCCGGGCAUCGCUACAGGGCCUGCUGUAGGAAUCGACGAGGAUAUUUCGAUGGAGAUCAUCGAGACAUCGGCUACGCCGGACGUCCUCAAGUUCUGGCCGUGGGUCAACCAAACGCCUCUCACGGUCUCUCCCCAACUUCCGUUGGAGAUUGUGAUGCAACUAUUCAAAAGAAUGGGACCUCGUGUUAUCCUGGUCGAAGAUCACGGAGCACUUGCGGGCCUUGUCACGUUGAAAGAUGUUCUGCGGUUUACCCUCACAGAGCAAAGCGAAGUGGAGUCUCCAUGGAACCAGCGCCAGUUUGAGGGAAUCGUGGAGGAAGUGUGGACAUGGACCAGUUAUCAGUUUGAUAAAGCGAUCUCGUGGUGUCGAAGGCUUGUUGGGCGAUAA
This is a messenger RNA of Sparassis crispa, 2361 nucleotides long. RefSeq lists its product with no specific name. Gene Ontology annotation, cellular component: fungal-type vacuole; Golgi apparatus; early endosome. Bases 1 to 2361 code for a protein of 786 amino acids. The record is from RefSeq and is a predicted model, not a curated record. NCBI's taxonomy places the organism in Eukaryota, Fungi, Basidiomycota, Agaricomycetes, Polyporales, Sparassidaceae. The transcript has 19 exons. Gene Ontology annotation, biological process: transmembrane transport; intracellular copper ion homeostasis; intracellular iron ion homeostasis. Gene Ontology annotation, molecular function: voltage-gated chloride channel activity.